UGUACUAAUGUUAUAUGGGGACAAGUAAUUCCAUCAAUUUGAAUAGCUUUCGGUCACUUGGGAAAUUAGACUAAGCACACGAUGACUUUAUUUUCCGAGUUUAGUUUGAAAAUUGGCUUUGCCAUGCGCGUUUCUUUGGGUCGUCUUUGGGGCUCCCGGCUGUUGUUGGUGUUGAUGCUCUGCCUAAAUAGCUGGAUGUCAGUGGGUUCCAUCAAUUGCCAGCCUUGUAAAUUGCUAGAGGCGCGCAAAGCACAUGCAAAUGAAACGCCGAACAAUUUCAAUGAUACGGCUGCUAUAGCAAAACAUUGAAAACAACAA
Molecule: messenger RNA, 318 nt
Organism: Drosophila sulfurigaster albostrigata
Lineage: Eukaryota; Metazoa; Arthropoda; Insecta; Diptera; Drosophilidae
Exons: 1
Coding region: 82-309 (75 amino acids)
Source: RefSeq, a predicted model, not a curated record